Molecule: messenger RNA, 4250 nt
Organism: Lucilia cuprina (Australian sheep blowfly)
Lineage: Eukaryota; Metazoa; Arthropoda; Insecta; Diptera; Calliphoridae
Exons: 8
Coding region: 279-4250 (1323 amino acids)
Biological process (GO): microtubule nucleation; meiotic cell cycle; mitotic cell cycle
Cellular component (GO): centrosome; gamma-tubulin complex; spindle pole
Molecular function (GO): gamma-tubulin binding; microtubule minus-end binding
Source: RefSeq, a predicted model, not a curated record
AUAAUUUGUUUAACUUAUUAGUUUUUUUAAUAAAUUAUCAAAUAAAAAUAUAAAAAAAUAAUAAUUUCACGCUCUACUUCUCUCUCUUGUUCAAUAAACAACUAUCAACAGAGAGAAGCAUUUUGACAAAUACAUGUCAACAACAAAAAUAGUUUGCGGUUGUUGAAUAUAACAACAACAAAAAAAGAAGAAAAAAUGCAGGACAACAAUAAAAACUUAAUUUUCAUGUUUUGAUUAAUCGAUUUUUUAUUUACAUAUUUAAACAAAGUAUAAACAAUAUGCACGAUUUGGAAACGCAUAAAGAUAGUGUUAAUUAUCUUAUAAACAAAUUAUGUUUGGGUAUACUAAAACAACAAAAUGAUAGCCUCAAUCCAGAGCAAAUACAAGCAGCUGUGCCCAAAUUAAAGGCGUUGUCCUAUCAAAUCUUAUUGAAGAAAUCACCAAGACCACACAAUGACAACAGAUUGGAUGAAAAUGUUGAUUUUGAACCACAGCGUGCAUUAGAUAUACAGAUAUUUGCGGCAAAAUUAAAUUCACGCGCCAAUCCCGAGGUCUGUUCGAAAUUUGUUGCCUUCGAGGAACAAUUGGAGGCCAUAAAAAAUGAACGUUAUUUUAGUGAAGGAGCUGGUAAAGGUAUAUUGCAAUUGUUGCUGGCAUUGCAGGGAAAUGUGCAUGAGGAAUAUGAAGUGCCUAAUAUGUGUGCUCCUGAGCUACUGGUACCUGGACCCUUUACCCUACAUGCCAACUAUAAGGAUAAUCGACAUUAUCCCACUUUUAACGAUUACGAUAUUAUGUCUCCUACUCCCAAAUACUUUAAAAGCACAAAACCUUUAAAAUCCACCGACAAUCCAUAUUUACCAAAAUUUCUAUUUGAAGGUGAAACCAAUCAAUUAAUGGCCAUAGAAAAUAAAUAUUCCUUCGCUACUGCAAGAAUUGAAAGAGAUUUACAAGAUGAAUGUACCUUUACCGGCAUGACAAAACGUUUAUUAGGCGCUUCCAUGCGUAUAAAUAUAAAUGCUUUAAGAUUAUUUCCAGAAACAUUUAAACAGCCCCUAAAAACAUUUAAAUUAACCUCUACAAGUCCCCGAAAAACGUUGUUAGCCACCAAAAUUGAUGCUAAAAAGGAGGAAAAUUCGAUGAAAGAAGCCAAGAAAGUCUUCUCCUGGAAUUGGGAAGGUCUAGGCUGUUUUGGCAUAACCUGCACUAAACCUUUUGCUGGUGAAGCCAGCAUUUCAUUGCUUCUGCAAAGUCAUAUAAAUCGGGAGAAUAAGAAACCUUUUGAGGCGAAAAUUUUAAAAAUGCAAGAUUUUUUAAAUGAUUUAAAGUCUUUAACAGUUGGCAUACAAUCGGAUACAUUUUAUCAUGAUGAGUUUAUAGUUUUUGCUAUGAAACCAAAUGUUACUAUCGAGGGUGUUUUGCCGGGCACUAUAAAAUAUUUUGUCGAAGAUUUCUUAGAAUGUGGCACCUGCUAUAAACGCAUGCAAACAAUGAUUAUGAAAAGAGAUUAUAAGUUAAUGUUUGAAGGCUUUAUGUUUAAAGCUUUAUGCAGUGCUAUUGAUGAGUAUUUAUUGACAUUUCGUCAAUUUGUUUUUGCCAAACAAGAUGCACAUUUAAUGGGCUUUUAUAAACGUAUGAAGAAAAUGAUGAAACAGAUUACUAAUCUAUCAUUUACGUUGGCUAUACAUCCUAAUGUUGAUGCCAAUGUCAAGCCACCAAUGGGUUCACAAUUUUUGGGCUAUUUAUAUAGAGAAAUAAUGCGUUUAACAGAAAAGGAUUAUAUAACACUGCUGGUAUUCAUUUUAAAAAGAUGCUGUCAUGUGUAUUUCAAACACUUGCAAAAAUGGAUUUACUAUGGCCUAUUAGAUGAUCCCUGCAACGAGCUAUUUGUAGGAUUUGUUGAUCAUUAUAGAGAAAAUACUAAGUAUUUCUAUGAUAAAGCGUAUUUUGUGCGCAAAGAAUCUGUACCGGGAUUUUUUCAAAAUUUCGAAGAACAAAUAUUACAGUGUGGCAAAUAUACCAUGCUGUUGAAAGCCUACAAGCCUAAUCAUGCACUUUUUGAUUUAAAUUAUCCCUCAAUAUCGGUAUGUCUCUCAUUCGAGGAUAUAGAAAAACUCGAUGCAGCUUGUUUGCUAUAUUAUGAAGAUGCUCAAAAGGUUUGCGUUAAACCCAUAACUAUACGUGAAGUCUUUGAGACUAGAAGCGAAGAAAAAAGACAAUUUUUCCAACGUAUGAUGGAAAGAUCAAAAGCCAAUCUAGAACGUUGGACAGAAGAACAACAUGAGCAGGCACUCAUAGUUUCCGAACAGAAGAGAAGACGUUUAGAAGAAUUGUCUUUGCAGUUGAAAGAUGUUAAAGAACGUAAGAUAAGAGAACGUAAGGCAAGUGUGGAAAUGGAAUUGAAAUAUCUAAGAGAGGCAGAGAGAAUUGAAGAACAACGUAUGAUCAAGGAUAAUAUUAAUCUGAGAAAACGUAUAGAGUAUUAUCAGGAGUUAAGUGAUACAAUAAAUGAAAAUGAAAAAGCUAAAAAUAAAGAAAAAAAGAAACUUUCUUUAAACAUACCAGCAGCAGCCACUUUCAGUUCCAUACAAACCACACAACUGCAAACCCCGCUUAGUGCAGCGGGUACAGAUUUUGAAUCUUGUUUUGGCGAUGAAGAUGAUGCUGUUUCUGAAUAUGAGGAAUGUAUAUCAGAUGAUUUUGUGGAAAAAUUUGCUGAAAAUGAAAAAGAUCUUAAAGCGAUUUAUGAAGCAAAUGAGGAGGAAGAAGUUAAAAACAAAGAAGAACUAAAUAAUGAAACUUCCACUGAAACCUUAAAGAAUCUUGUCGAAGAAGAAAAUGCCAAUGUUAUUAAAUCCUGUUUAAAACGCAGUGAUUCUGAUUUUCUCAAUUCCAAUGAAAUGCAAACUAUUAACACACUACAGGAGAAUAGACAAAAGGCCAUGUCCGGCACAAAUAUGAAUCAAUGUGUUAAAACCAUGGAAGUAGAUGUGAGUGGUAAAACAUCUGUACAAAAUGUUAAAGAUUUAGCACAAACCGGAUCAGAAACUCAAGCAAACUAUGAAAAUCUCUUAAGUGAAGCUAAACGUAAUCGCAUGAGAGUUUUAAAUGAAGAGUUCAAUUUUCAAUCGCAAAAUACUCAUACAAAAUCUAUGCCCGACAUUAAUCUAAACACCUUGCCUGAUGCAGAAUUAACAGAAUUGCAACGUAAUCGUAAGCGCAUGAUGCAAAAUGAUUUGUUUAGUGAAUACAAUAAAGAUCCAAUGGCAGCUAGAUCAAAUCUGUAUUUAAAUUUAGAUACCGAAAGGGCACGCAAUCGUCAAAAGGUAUUAGAAAGUGAAUUUAAUAUAUUGACUGGUAAACUAGAAGUGAAAAGUGCCAAAUCAACGACCUCUAUAAAUCUCGAUACGCCCAUAACUCCUAUGUCCACCACUUCGGAUAAUACACCUCUUACGGAAAUUCCCAAUCAACAGCAAGCAGAUCAAGAUAAUGGCAAUGAUUCUGUCAUAAACAACAACCAAACAAACGAUAAAAAAGAACAACAACAACAAAAUGAUUUAAAGUUAAAUGUUUCUUUAACCCGAAAAUUACCUAAAGAUUUAAAUCUUUCCACAGCCAUCUCAGCUUUUCCGGAGUCAACACCAGAUUGUGGUCUCAAUACUGCUGGGAUAAUGGCUAAAAAGGGAUUUCCUUUUCCCAAUGAGGAAAAACGCAAAAAACAACAACAAGAUGCCUCCACCGAAGCUCCCGUUCAUAAUGAAUGUCAGCAGCAGGAAUAUGCUUGCCCCCAACCUGACUAUCAAAAUCCCUAUAAACGUUGCUGUGAGUUAAUCUCUACAAAUUUCACCUGUAACACUAUCAGUCCCUAUAUACGUCUAAAUAAUCCCACAAAAAAGUCUACAAAUCUAGACGAUUCCAAAAAACUUGAUCUCAAUACUAUGAGUGUCAUAACACUAACGGAAUUUCUCCAAAAAUCGGUUAUUAUACCCAUGAGUACACAUCUGGAAUUGGUUAAUAAUGAAGUGAUGCGUAUGUUUUUGCAAGAUCUAAAAAUACUCGAUCAUUUUCGUAGUCUACGUAAUUAUUAUUUUAUGAUGGACGGUGAAUUUGGUUCGAUAAUUUGCGAUGGUAUUAUUGGAAAGUUGGAGGAUGGUGCAACACCAGAGAAAUUGUUAAAUUAUCAGAUAUUACAUUCGAUUUUGGAUACAGCUUUGGGUUCAAGUAUAACAGGUGAGCUUUAUACGAGACUAUAA